Oncorhynchus keta (chum salmon) is the source of this 4197-nucleotide messenger RNA. RefSeq names its product carbonic anhydrase 4-like. Bases 65 to 1024 code for a protein of 319 amino acids. Gene Ontology annotation, molecular function: carbonate dehydratase activity; zinc ion binding. The record is from RefSeq and is a predicted model, not a curated record. Gene Ontology annotation, cellular component: plasma membrane. The transcript is spliced from 8 exons. Lineage: Eukaryota; Metazoa; Chordata; Actinopteri; Salmoniformes; Salmonidae.
CAUGGACGUCCAGCGUCAGUCGCUGCUCAUUCAUAAUUCAUAAUUGCCUUCAUCUCGCUUUCAGAUGAAUCGACUUGUGGUUAUCAUUGUGACUAUCCUUGUCCCCACUGGAUACAGUGCUGCAGAAGUUUUGUGGUGUUACCAUGAUCCUAGUUGUAAUGACACCACUUGGUCCACCAUUGCCAGUGAACAUUGCAAUGGAUCCCGUCAGUCUCCCAUCAACAUCAUCUCCACGUCGGCAGUGGGCGACGCAAACCUGGCUGAAUUCAACUUCACCAAAUACGGAGACAACUCUACAAUGAAGAAUAUCAAGAACACUGGCGAAGCUGUCAAAGUGACGCUCACGAGUGGUGUCCAAGUUACAGGUGGGGCACUGUCUGAGGCCUAUGACAGCCUGCAGUUUCACCUCCACUGGGGGAAUGGUACCUCAGUACCUGGGUCGGAGCACACAGUGGAUGGAACCCGCUACCCCAUGGAGUUGCACAUAGUAAAUGCCAAGUCUUCGCUCAAUGGUAACACGACCACGGCCGUUGCAGACAGCACGGGACUCGCUGCUCUUGGCUUCUUCAUAGAGGCCAUGCCGGGUAAUGCAACUGGUUCACCAGCAGCCUGGAAUACUCUGACAUCCUACUUGGCCAACAUCACACUAAAAGAUGAUAUUGUGAACAUUACUCAUGCUAUUUCAUUGGAUGAGCUCCUGGAAGGGGUGGACCGUACCAAAUACUACCGUUACCUUGGCUCCCUGACCACUCCAAAUUGCAACGAGGCUGUGGUUUGGACCGUGUUCAAGGACCCUAUCAAAGUCAGCCAGGACUUGAUUGAUCUCUUCAGCACAACAUUGCACAUUGACCACAACUCCACCUCUGCCUUGAUGACCAAUGUCUUCAGGAACAUCCAGCCUGUCAACGGCAGGAUGGUGACGACCCAGAGCAGCCCAACCACAGCCCCGCCAGUGUCAGAAGCCUCCACAAAGUGCUCCUCUCUGGGCCUUAUGGCCCUGGCCUGGAUGCUGCUGAGGGUUUAGUGUCGGCAAGUAAUGCCUCACCUGAAGCGCACUUCCAUGUCUCCAUUAACCCUAAAGCUAAAUACUGUACAUUGAUUACCACAUGGGUCAUUUUGACCCCAUGGAGAAACUAUUGGAAAAAACAACAAUCAUAGCAAAAUAUAAACUUAUUUCGUAUCAAAACAUCAUUAUUUAGACAUGUCAUUAAUAUUAUCAACAAAAAAAAUGAAAUACCAAAACAGAAGUACAGUCAAUUUGCAGACACUAACAAACUAAUUUACAGUGCCUUCGGAAAGUGUUCAGAAAUCCUUGACUUGUUCCUGAUUUUGUUACAUUACAGCCUUAUUCUAAAAUUGAUUACAUUGUUUUUUUCCCUCAUCAAUCUACACAUAAUACCCCAUAAUAACAUAGCAAAAAUAGGUUUUUGGAAAUGUUUGAUAAUAUAUUACAAAUUAAAAAUGGAAAUAUCACAUUUACAUAAGUAUUCAGACCCUUUACUCCGUACUUUGUUGAAUCACCUGGCAGCGAUAACAGAAUUGAGUCUUCUUGGGUAUAACACUACAAGCUUGGCAUACUGAAUUUGGGGAGUUGCUUCAAUUCUUCUCUUUAUUUCAUAGUUUUGAUGUCUCAGUAUUAUUCUACAAUAUAGAAAAUAGUAAAUAUAAAGAAAAACCCUUCAAUGAGUAGGUGUGUCCAAACUUUUGACUGGUACUGUACAUCCAAACAUAUUUUAAUGCUCCAUUCUGCUUUUGAAACAUUUUUAAAGCAAUGAUUCAGAAAUAUAGUACCCAACAUGAGCUUUGUAAGGGAUUACACAAGAAGGGAAAUGACAACAUAGAAAUAUUUUUUAACAAUUCCUGCAACAACAGGGUGAUCAAAAGAUACGGCGUAUGUACACACAUUUCAGAAAUGUGCUUUGUUUUAAGGUAAGGGUUUUCACUUAAUAUGUUCACCACAAGGUGUCACUGUUAGAAAGGUCAAGAUGAAUUACUUGUAUGGAUAAAGAGGUGAAGCAAUGCAGACUGGGAGAAUGAUAAGACGGAUGUGAGUAAAGCCAUGUUAAAACUUACCUCUCUACCUAGACCUUUUGUUACUGAUUAAAGUCUUCAGUUACUAUACACAACAGCUAGCAAACUAUUUAACUGUAGAGUCUGACCUGCAUAUCUAUUGAUUAUGAUUCGACAUGGCAGACUGACACACUUUCAUCAUAUCCUUCCCACUAGACAUCAAUCAGAUGAUGAUUUCUUUCCACAGUGAAAGUUCACAUGUUCAAGAAGGAAUUUCUACCAAAAAAAUAUGCAUUUUGAUUAAAAUAUAUAUAUUUAAUGUUUCAAAUGCCUCUCUUGUGAAGUAGUAACGUCCGCGUUCGCUUGCGACGUCACAUUUGUACAUUUUCUCACUACUGAACUGUGCGGAGCUGAAUGGAGCUGUUUUGCACUGGUCUGGUUAUGUAUGCUGGAACCAUGCUGUGCGGAGCUGAAUGGAGCUGUUUUGCACUGGUCUGGUUAUGUAUGCUGGAACCAUGCUGUGCGGAGCUGAAUGGAGCUGUUUUGCACUGGUCUGGUUAUGUAUGCUGGAACCAUGCUGUGCGGAGCUGAAUGGAGCUGUUUUGCACUGGUCUGGUUAUGUAUGCUGGAACCAUGCUGUGCGGAGCUGAAUGGAGCUGUUUUGCACUGGUCUGGUUAUGUAUGCUGAACCAUGCUGUGCGGAGCUGAAUGGAGCUGUUUUGCACUGGUCUGGUUAUGUAUGCUGGAACCAUGCUGUGCGGAGCUGAAUGGAGCUGUUUUGCACUGGUCUGGUUAUGUAUGCUGGAACCAUGCUGUGCGGAGCUGAAUGGAGCUGUUUUGCACUGGUCUGGUUAUGUAUGCUGGAACCAUGCUGUGCGGAGCUGAAUGGAGCUGUUUUGCACUGGUCUGGUUAUGUAUGCUGGAACCAUGCUGUGCGGAGCUGAAUGGAGCUGUUUUGCACUGGUCUGGUUAUGUAUGCUGGAACCAUGCUGUGCGGAGCUGAAUGGAGCUGUUUUGCACUGGUCUGGUUAUGUAUGCUGGAACCAUGCUGUGCGGAGCUGAAUGGAGCUGUUUUGCACUGGUCUGGUUAUGUAUGCUGGAACCAUGCUGUGCGGAGCUGAAUGGAGCUGUUUUGCACUGGUCUGGUUAUGUAUGCUGGAACCAUGCUGUGCGGAGCUGAAUGGAGCUGUUUUGCACUGGUCUGGUUAUGUAUGCUGGAACCAUGCUGUGCGGAGCUGAAUGGAGCUGUUUUGCACUGGUCUGGUUAUGUAUGCUGGAACCAUGCUGUGCGGAGCUGAAUGGAGCUGUUUUGCACUGGUCUGGUUAUGUAUGCUGGAACCAUGCUGGAAAGGACAAUGCGAAUGUGAAAUAGCUGAGGCAGCUCAGAGCAGUAUUGGUAGGCAAGAUAAUGUGAAAGGCUAAUAGGAGUCAAUAGACUGACAAUUUAAUUAUUGUAACUGCCAGUAGAGCAACUGACUUUCUCCAAACAAUUACUUCUUAAUUCAAAGAAAGAUGUAAUCACUAUAUGUAGUGAGUAUAACAAUGAGUUUGAGAAUUUGUAUAAAAUAGUGUGAAAACUAUUUGAACAAACAAUGUACCUCUAUGAUGAUAUUAAAGAAAGUGAUGGGAAGAAAUGGAUGGGUGAACACAAGAGAGAGCAAGAUAACUGCAUUUGGAGGUUUUAUUAUUUAUUUAACCUUUAUUUAGCCAAGCAAGUCAAUUAAGAAUAAAGUCUUAUUUGCAAUGGCAGCCUGGCAAGAGACAGAAGGCCUCCUCUGGGGUCAGGGCUGGAAUAAAAAAAAAGAAGCAAAAAUUUCAAGGCAAAACGGCCAACACAGACAGAAGACACUGGCAACAGCACAAAUACAACAGCAAACAAAUAGUGGAUGUGUGUGUGCAUGCAGGCUAUUGAACGAUGGAGGGGUUAUGAACAUUGGAAAUGUAUGAAAUGUAUUUGUGGCAUCAUGUAUUUGUGUUGUUUAAAUGAUCCAAUCACCUCAAAUACAAUAAGCCAAGAAAAAAUAUUGAUUUCAAAAACUAAAACAGCCAAUACAUGGAAUUUUGAAAAUCAAAUCGAAUUCUUGUUUUGAUUGUCCUUUGUCAUCCCCAGAUUUAUUUUCAAAUUAUUAUUUAUUUUUUAGACUGCAAUCUGUAUACUUUAGCUGAAAUAAAUGAUACUAUGGUGGA